Amoebophrya sp. A120 is the source of this 5433-nucleotide messenger RNA. The record is from the annotation of a GenBank genome assembly. NCBI's taxonomy places the organism in Eukaryota, Dinophyceae, Syndiniales, Amoebophryaceae.
AAGCAACGGUACUUGAUAAAAACAAAAAUCUAUCUCCGUAGUUCGGUCCCGGUAAGGGUGUGGCAGGCCGGUGUGUUUUCAAAUUGCCACACAGAACGCGAUGUAGAGCAAGAAUGUCCUCCGGCGACGCACGCUUUGGUCAUCACUCGGAAGCCCCACGCAUGCGUCCGCCGCAUCCUGCAGAACUAGGGUCAGUAAGAAUUGAUCACGCACCGGUCGGACAGCAGUCCGGCGCGGGGAUGAGGCUUCGACAUCGCGUUAUGCCUUCAACAUCCGCAUUGUGCUAAAAUGAAUGCGGUGCAACUUCUUUCCGACGGGCGCAUGGCAAUCUGGUUUUUUCUUGAAAUCACGGAAAUAAAGUAGAGCGAACGGUACGGCAGGUGUGCAAAAAAAGUUUCCCCGCCCCGCGUACCGGAAAACAAGAUGCCACCGCCGCAGCUGACCGCGAACCCGUCGGGGUGCGAUGGGUUCCAGAAAAAUCCGUUCAAGCCGGAAAACUGCAAGAAAUGCGGGAAGUCGUUCCUUGAGCACCUCGGAAUCAUAUCAGCUCAGGAUCUGGCGGACGCCACUGCGCUCUACGAGCAGAGGAUAAAGAAGGAAGAAGACCGUACUGCGGGGUUUAUCUUUGUUCUUUUGUGUUUUGCAUGCAGUAGCAGCUUGUUGGUUUCCUGAUAAAAAUCGCGUGAUGGUGUACUUGCUUGACUCUACCGCUGCUCCCUUGCGACCUGCGCAUAAGUGCAACAUGUGUGGCAGUUUCUAUAGUUAUUUGUGCAUGAGAAAUAAUGAACUACUAAACUAACAGGGAAAAACGCCAAGGCUGCGGAUGCGCACAAAAAAACCUUCGAAGCCAGGCUCGAGAAGCAAAAGGAGAAAAAGCAAGCGGAGGAGGAAAACGACUGGUUUUUCGACGAUGACAAAAAAUCUUCGCAGGCGGCGAAAAACAAACUCCCCAGUCCCGCAGCGCCGGCGCCCAGCGGAGCCGGCGGCGAGGAGCACAUACAUAUGAUGACGGAAGACGAAUUGCGAAAAGCCAAUGAGCAGCUGCAGAAGAAGGCCCAGGCCGGCAAGGCAAACGUGCAGAUCAAAAAUCUGAUCGACUUUGCGGAGUUAGAAGAGGAAGCUAAGGUGAAUAGAAGUGAUGUACUUUUGGUACAAAGGCGGAGUGCGCUGCACAAAUUAUCGGGAUUCAUUCUCGCUUCAUGGCGUAGAAAUAAACCAACAAGAUUAAUAAUGAUCCAGUGGUUUUGAAGAUUCUUUCGUGCAGCAGACAACCAGAAAAAAAUUCUCAACAACAAAUAGGAACACAUGGCGGCUUCACGGUCGCUACCGACUCUGGACGUUCCACCGCCCUCGGACGGAUCGCGGAGUCCACACGUCGGGGGUGCGCAGACACUGCCAACGAACCUAGGGAUGAAAACGUCUUCGCCGAACACAGACCGGUUUGACAUUGCACAGGAUUUUGGGGCGCCGGGGCAGGAUAUCAAUGCGGUAGAGGAGUUAAAAGCGGAGUUGGCUAUGCUAAACGAAGAGCGGACCAUUCAAAUCGAGAUACUCCGCGACGAAUACGAGUCGAAAAUUGUACUGAUUUACUUAUUUUGUAUUGCACAGCCCAACAAGCACUUUUGCUUUCGAUGACAUUGAUUGUACGGGCGCUACUGUACUGUAAAGACCAAAAAAAAUGCAGUAAGUACACACUCAUCUUCUCUUCAGGCAACGCUCCAGAAGCAGCUGCAGGAGGGAGGGAGUGCGCCGUCGCGACCCGCGCGAGAGGAGCAACUGGAGAAGCAGAUCCACGAAAAGGAGCGGCUGCACCAGGCAGCGCUCGGGGAAAUCGCGCAGCUGAAGGAGCAACUUGACGAGGCAACGCAGAAGCGCAAGCAGGUCGAGGACCGGCAAGCGUCCCUGCAAGGCCUUCGGGAAACCGAGGCCGGGAAUCUCCGGGAGGAAACGACGCGGCUCCGCGAAGAAAGUGCAAGUUCCCGCGAGGAGCUCAAAGUGGCGCGGGAGGAAGUUUUGCGGCUGAAGGCAGAUCUCCGGGGACUACAGGAAACCGGGGAACAGAAGGAGACAACGCUCCGGAAAUCACAAGCGAAUGAAGAGGCAAAGGCGCUCGCGCUGGCCAACAAAGUGGUAGAAUUUGUCGCUUCUGAAAUGUCCUCUGUGUGGUGCAACAGUUUUGUGAAAUCAGGACAAUUUUCCGUAGGUGGUAAGAAGAAAAAAUAACCAAACGGGGCAACUCAUGCCCUUUUUUUUGCGCUCCUGAACCUGAUUCAUUUUUCCAAAACUGCGUACAAAUCCAGGCCGCGCUCGAAGCGCAGAUCCGGGCCGGGCGGGACGAGGAGGCCACACAGCUUGCGACGCUGCAACAGAAAUUACUGGCCUCUGAUAAAGCCAUUCAAGAAGCGGAGAACGCGCGGGACCUGGCCCGCGGCGAGGCUGAGCAGUUGCGGUUAGAGUACUCGGAGUACAAAAUCCAAGAGCAACGCCGCGGCGCCGAGUUGGUGGACUUGGCGAAGGAAGAGGCGCUGCAAAAAGUGACGAAGUUGCAGGCCACGCACGAAAGGCAAUUGGAAGACCAGGAGCAGCGGCACGUUGCAGAAAGAACGGCGUUACAGGAAGAGCAUAUGCGAACGCAGGACGUGUUCAAGUCUCGGCUCGAGGCAGAGACCGCGGCAACGCGCGCCCGGAUCGAAGAAGAGUUGGCAGGUUUAUAAUUUUUUGUGUUGAUUACAAUUUGAAUUUGUGCUCUUCAUCGAUUUUGCCUUUACGAAGGAUCUGCUUCUUGAAUCGUCCGAAGCCGGAUCAUUUUCUUGUUUGUACUACUUUACGCACUGCGUUUUCAGGUCGGGCCGCGGUUUUGGAAAGAGAGAAAGGCGCCGAGAUCCAGAUGCUCCGCACUCAGGUCGAGCAACGAGAAGCGGAAUGCGAACAGUUAAAGGAGCGGGUUGAGUUACAAUCCGGGCAAGUAGAACGCAUACCUCUGCUAGAGGCAGAGGCGGAACAGGUAGAAAUUCUGGCAGCACAAUCUUUGAAGAAGAACUUUUGUUGGUAUGAUAUGCUGUAGGGACAAAAAACACAGUCAGAAAUCGGAUUUACAUCGAUCAACAGCACCGGUCCGACCUGAGUGCCUUGUUGGCGGAAGUGGCGGAGCACAAGAAGCUCGAAAAAGAAAAAGAGCACAAGGCUGCGGACGUGGAGCACCGGCUCGCGGCCAAAACGACUGCGAUGGAGCUGCAGAGUGCGGAACUCGCCACGGCAGAGGAAAAACUGUUCGCCACCGAGCAAGCGCUGGCGAAGGAAAAGCGCAGCCGGGAACAGGUCGAGCAAGAGAGCAAGGAAAAAAUCGAGCGCGAUACCGCAAGCCUGCGCAAACGGACGACGGAAUUGGAGACUCAAUUGCACUCCCUCAUCGCCGACAGUUCGAAACUUGGAGCCAUGAACACCGCAUUAAAAAAGGAACUGCAGCAAGGUAUUUUCGAUUUUCUUUAUCGGGCAGUGAUGUACAGUAAGUUCUUACUUUCGAUCGCUCAAUCAUACAUAAUCUUCAAGACGUGUGCGUGUGCACUAUGCUCUAUGAACAACAACGCAGAUCCGAUGGGUUCUUUCUCGAUGUUCGUCUUUUGUGACUAAAAUGUCACCUCUCUGGAAACAACACUGUGUAGGCAAAGAGUCCCUCGCCAACGCGUUGGCUGGUAAGGAGCAAGCGGACCGGGACUUGCAGCAAAAGGAGAAGGAGCUACAGCAGGUCAAGGAUGAUUCCCUGCUCGAUGUGGAGAACCUGGCGCUGCGGAAAGAGCUCGACGACGCGCGCAAGUCGCAGUUCCAGGAGCAGCAGGCGCAAAUGGAGCUGGAUUUGCUCCGAAAGGCGCGGCUCACCCCCUCGGGGGAGCUUGGGCAGGACGUCCUCGCGCGCUACCUCGGCGAGCAGAAAUCGCUGUACCAGAGAAUGUUGGAGCAAAAGGACGAGCUGAUACGGAAAUACGACGACAAAUUGAACAAAGGUACAACUCUGGGCGAUUUUUUUUUGAAUGCAGUGAUUUACGCACCCAGUUUUGCAUGCUGGUACACAACAUCUUCCGUCCGCAUGACCACGGGUGGUGAAAGGAAAAAAAUCAAGCUGUGAACCUCUUUUUCACUUGUAGAGUAAUACCCAAAUAUAUAAUCGGCGACCUGCUUCUACAGGCUCGGCGUCUCCGCUGGCUGCGCGGAAUCGACUACCGUUUGCACCGGAAAAGCGCAGCAGUGUAGAAAACACACCACCGCCGCCUUUGGGUGUCAGCAGCAGCAACACGGCAAUUGCAACCAGCGCCAAAAGAUCGGACAUGGAACAGAACAUUAACAACAACGCAUCUACUGUGGCGACUAAACAAGAUACCGAUGCUUUGCGGCAAGAAAUUCUGCGACUGCGCGGGGAGCUGGAGCGGCAGAAGGCCGACCAGAAGCGCUUGGUAGACGAAGCAGGUCGGAAGGCGGCUCAACAAGCAGCAAAAGCUUUUCGCGACGUCCGCGUCAACGCGGAGAAGCAGUUCGGAUGGCUCUUUGCCAGGAUCCCGCCGUGAAACUAGUGGGUCAGCGAUGGCGUCGCAGGACUUCACGAAUAAUUUUUCGUCGGUUUAUAUUUCUCGCAGGUUUUUUUGAAACAUGAAAAGGUCCGUGCGAUAAACAAAAGAAACAAAACAGCGCGAAAAUUGGCAUUUGACUCUCAAAACUGGUCGCUCCGGCUACAGUGAUCUAUUAAAACUUUACUAUUUGGCUUUGCAUUGCCAUACAUAACUCAGAGAUAUUGACUUGCUUAACAAUUAUCAGGCAGAGCGAAAGUGCUUUCCUAUGUCAUAACCAAAGAUACAGCCCGCAAGAGGAAUGGCGUCUGUGAUCAAGUCACUUCGCCUGGCGGGGUGCGACCAAGCUCCUGUAGCGCACAACAAUUGAAUUUCAUUUUUCAGGUUGUAUACCUACCAACUAUUCUAGCAAGACUCAAAGCAACGAACUGGCAGUAAAGGCCAGGGACAGAUAUACACCAGGUUUUUUUUUUCAAAAAGCACAUAUCAACUGGCCUCAAAAGUGGGUGGAUCUAUGGCCUCUUUUUGCUCGUCCAUACUUGUACACAAAAUUUCACUUGUAAGAAAAGCAUUAUCGAAGAAAUGACACAAAGUCUCACCUUUGAUUUGUAUCACCCACGGUUAGUAGAGCAACUGUAUCUAUCACAAGAAACGUACCAGCGGUCUAGAUAUUCAAUCAAUACUAUGCAAAAUCACAAACGCACAAGGAGAACGUGUACAAAGCUAAGGAUUCCUCAUGCUGUUUUAGAGGAAAUGAAGACGAAAUGCGUUCUGUACAUGAAGAUUCCAUCGAGACAUCCAUACGCCCAGCGACAAGUGCUAUUGAUAGGGCUGACUACGCCGGCGCUUCCCUGAAUGACAAGGAGCAGUGUUC